Messenger RNA from Engraulis encrasicolus (European anchovy), 4260 nucleotides. RefSeq names its product angel homolog 1 (Drosophila) (gene angel1). The record is from RefSeq and is a predicted model, not a curated record. Lineage: Eukaryota; Metazoa; Chordata; Actinopteri; Clupeiformes; Engraulidae. The transcript has 13 exons. Gene Ontology annotation, molecular function: 3'-5'-RNA exonuclease activity. Bases 41 to 2233 code for a protein of 730 amino acids.
UGUUAGCAGAUAGCACGCCAUGGCAAUGGCAUAGCAUACCAUGCUGGGAAGCUGUCUGUACUAUGCACUUUAUCCACUGAGUCGCGUAAUUACAAGUGUCUCAGUGUCCCUGCUAAAAGUGGUGUCGGUGGUGUUAAUGAAUGGAGAAAUAGCAUGGGAUAAAGAAGGGACACUACCACAGCUUCUGGCCUGCGGACACCAGACGCCUUUGUCGAAUGAAUGCUCGGGUGAAGACUAUUUGAAUCGCAAAACAGAAAUAGUGCGAGGUGAAACUAAAUGCCCCCAGGUGAUGGAGUUAGAGAGAAGGACUGAUGAGAUGGGACCGGAGGCGGCAGAACACAAAGUAGCUCCCAAAGUUACCUUCCAGGGCACUUUGGAAACUGCACCUCCACAAGAGAACACAGACGGCGACAAGACAACGAAGAGCCACCAGCAGGACAACAACAAUAUGCUGCUUAUAGAUGCACGGGCAGGAGGAGAGCCUGCCCCCAAGAGGAAAAACGACAAGUCUGACGUGCAGCAGAAGGCUUGGCUUGCUCACGAAUUAGUGGCACAUACUCACUUUAACUCGGGUGAUGCUGCCCAGGGCUGUCCCGGUACGAAUACGGAUGACUGGCCGCCCUUGGACCAGGCAGGCUUUCUUGGAAGCCAAACUCAAGCAGCAGCAACAGCGGUCCAGGGCUUUCACUUUCCGGCAGGGCGAGGGUUAACUGAGGUGGUGUAUCGGCCUUGUUUGCAGUUUCCAUCCAUGAGUUACUAUCCACCUGCACAGCAGGAUAACACAGAGUUUCAAGUGACGUGGCGAGUCUGGGAGGAUGUGGAAGAGAGCCCCCCAGAUGGAACUACAGAUGAGACCCCCUCCUCAGCAUCAGCACCACAGCAACAGGAGCAGCAGGGGCAGAAGACAGCAGGCCAGAACACACCAGACUCCAUGUUUGAGUUCACCGUCAUGUCCUACAACAUCUUGGCCCAGGACCUGCUGGAGGGCAACCCCCACCUGUACACCUACUGCCCAGAGGAGGCGCUGGUCUGGGGCACGCGACUCAAGGGCAUCCUCAAGGAGAUACAGCAAUGGAAACCAGAUAUUCUGUGUUUGCAAGAGGCACAGGAGGACCACUUCAAGGAGCAGAUGCAGCCGGUUCUCACUGACAUGGGGUACACCUGUGCGUAUAAGCGGCGGACGGGUUCCAAGACGGACGGCUGUGCGGUCUGCUUCCAGAACAGCCGCUUCACACAGCUCUCAGUCAGCCUGCUGGAUCUCUUCAAGAACGGCUGCGAGGUGCUGGACCGUGACAACGUGGCCAUCGUGCUCCUGCUCCAGCCGGUCACCUCGGCAACCACAGGGUUCACCUACCAGGAGGAGCGGUUCCCUCCCAUCUGCAUCGCCACCACCCACCUGCUCUUCAAGCCCAGGAGAGGGGACAUCAAGCUGGCGCAGCUGAUGCUGGUGCUGGCGGAGGUGGACGGCGUGGUGCGGCGCUGUAAGGAGAUGAUGGGCCGCGGCUGCGAAGUCGUCUUGUGCGGAGACUUCAACUCGCUGCCCCAUCUACCCCUUUAUGACUUCAUCACUCUGGGACAGCUCUGUUACCACGGGUUACCAGCGUGGUCGAUAUCGGGCCAAGAGGACCUGUCGUAUCAGCCUCACCCCAGGAAGCUCUACUCCCCGCUCCUGCCUCUCUCCCUCGGCAUCGAUGACAACUGCCAAUACGUCACCGCAAAGAAGUUCAAGCCAUUAGCAUCGGGUAGACUGAAGUACAGUCCAGAGUUCCUGCUAGGCCUGCGGUUCUGUCCGGCAGCUUUGGUGCGGCCCAGAGAUCUAGCACUCAUACCUGGAUUUACAGACCUCACGCCAGAUCCCGAAGACCAGCGGCCAUGCACUAAAAGGAUGCGUAACACGACGGCGUGCCACAGUCUGAGCCUGAGGUCUGCGUAUCGCCACGUUAUCCCCUGGAAGGAGAGCGGAGAGGCCAGCACCAUCCACAGCAACGCCGGCGUCACCGUAGAUUAUAUCUUCUACUCCGCAAGAAAGGAAGAAGACGCUGACGAAGACCAAAGAGACGAGCGGCAGGGUGGUGGAGGAGGGAGUCUGAAGCUGUGUGGCCGGCUGGGUCUGCUGUCGGAGUCGGAGCUCAUGUCCAUGCGGGGGCUGCCAAACCACGUCUUCCCCUCCGACCACCUCAGCCUGCUGGCCAAGUUUCAGCUGCCUGCCGCCGCCGCCGGCAGCCCUGUCUAACCCCCCAGGAGUGGAAGAUCGCAUGGUGACCGCGACUGGUCUGCUCUCUAAUGCCUCUUUUCCACUGCCUUUUUUCUGGUUGGCUUACAGCGCGACUUGGCCGCCACUUUUUGCUUUGCGAUUGAGCUGUGUCGUGCCUAUUCAAAAAGCAAAAAAUGGCGGUCGAAUCACGCUUUGUCGAGCUGUAGGCCUACCAGAAAACCGGCACUGGAAAAGAGGCAUAAGUCAGUGUGGUUUGCCAUGCUGGAAAAAGACCAGAGUAUAGUUGUCUUCCACACUAUUGUCGUACUGGCCAAGUUUCAGCUGCCUGCCGCCGCCGGCAGCCCUGUCUAACCCCUCAGGAGUGACAGAUCAGGGGGGCGUACACUAAGGAGUUGGUUCAGGAGUAAAUCAGGUUAUGUCAAGAGGUAAAUCAACCAAUAAAAGAGCCUGGAAACCUAGUUUUCUUCAGAAAAUGAAGACUCCAGGCUCUUGUAUUACAUGAUUUACCUCUGAACUUAACGUAGUGUACUCCUGAACCAGCUCAGUGUAGGCCACAAAUCACAUGGUGACUGCCACUGAUCUGCACACUCGGUGUCAGGUGUGGUUUGCCAUGAUGGAAAAAGACCAGACUAUCGUCGUCUUCCACACUAUUUCUGUAUCACAAAUGGCGCACUUGUGCACUCCGGGCACUAUGUUUUCAGAGUACGCUGACACUUGUGCACUAUUUUUCAGUGUACAGUCAGUGUGCCAUACUGUAUGCACAGAAAUAUACGUAGUGCCCAAAGUGCACAAGUCUGCCAUUUGAGACACAGGCACAUGUCUCAGAACAUCUCACUGGAUAUUCUCUCUAUCGCGGAGGAGACUCUUUAAUUCUCAUCACAAUUCAACCUCUUCUUCUUCAUUUGUUUGUGUUCCAAGUCCUGUUCGGUACGGUACGGUACCCUUUAUCGUUUCUGCCUGGUUUUUAAAGCCUUUAAGUUUUACCCUUUUGCAGAUGAGCCUUAACACACCUUUUUGGAAAUUUUAUGAAAGCUUCUUUGUUCUUAUCUUGUGGAUGUAUAAGCUAACCCUCAGUGGUCCUACCAAUAAACAAUCACGUCAUCACCAGCACAACAUGCGACUCACUUGUUCCACGCCACCUCGUUCCGACCGGGGGCUGUACUUUCGUCCUAAAUCAAUCAGAAAUCAGCUGCUCCACGAUGCAGAGGAUAACUGGUAGCCACCGGUAGGUUACGUGUUUUCAGUUGAAGUACACCAUCAAAGUAUGAUCUGCAAUACCGUUUGCUAAUAAGUUGGCUAUUGGAUUUUUCCAAUAGUAUCCAUUAACGAUAGGCCUAUGUAUGCUUCUAAUAGCCUAUGCUUGAGACGUUCUGAAAAUCUCUACCCGACUACCAGCACAGCGGUGACUAACUGCAAACUGUUAUAAUUACAGUCUAGUUGUCAAGAUAAAGUUGCGUCGGGCUGGCAUGAUUUUAACCAAUGGAAUGACAUAAAAGACGCAAAUACAGCCCCCUCGUAACGAGGUGGCGUGGAACUAGUGAGCCACCAGCAGCACACAGUACUGUAGCAGACCAAGGCCAUCCUGAGGGGGAUACUAAGGGUGCAUUCCAAUAUGCGACCUUGUGUCCUCCACUUGUGCUUGUGGCCUUACAUUUUGCUAAUGGCCCGCCUCCGUGGAGAAAACAAUUACAUUUCCCCGCUGUCAGCCUAACCACAACAAUUUUUCGGGGGCUAUUCUUCAUUCACGAUCCAGUUUGCAAAUGAAAAAAUGACUUUACAAUUGAGCUUUUGCGAGAUAUUGAAAUAAAAUGCUGUUAUCAGUGAUGUCAUCACAACUUAUUACUUCCUGGUACGAGGCCACAAGCACAAGUGGAGGACGCAAGGUCACAUAUUGGAACGCACCCUAAGAAGCUGGUUCAGUAGUAAACCAGGUCAAGUUAACCUCAUGGUAGAGGUAAAUCAUCUAAUAGAAGAGCUCGGAGGCCUCAUUUUCUUUACUAAAUGGGAUUAAACCAGGUUGAAUUAAGAGGAAACUCAUCUAAUAG